GCUGUACCAGUUUAGUAGUAGCUGUUACUUGUCGUUGAAGUUGAAGUCUUCUUCACUGCUGGAUCUGCCAAUAGUCCCAGAGAGUAGACCGCGUACGAAUGAGACUUGAGACUGAGAGAGAGAACCAGCACCGACGUUAGAUCUACGGACAAAAGUCCUCCCAUGAGAUCGUUUCAUUCACGCUAAGCAAACUGUGAAAGAAAUUGUCAUUAUUAAUUUUGGUAGAAUAAUCCAAAUCUUUAGCAUCAAUUAUUUUAGAGCUUGAUUCAGUCACUCGCGUACCGGCGCCGGCAUGAUGGCUCAGUUAGUUCGUGCUGCCCGUGACUUGCGGGGACUGUUGGGGAAAUGGCUAUUGCCAGCGUCUCUCGUAGUCUGCAUCUGUACUGGGCGGGCGGAGAUGUGGAGAAGCUCGGAGGACGUGCGAGGAGUCUGCUCGGUGUAUUUGAAUGAAAACCUAACGAGUGCGUUCUGUAAAAUGACCUGCGCCAGUAUACCGGACAACGUGCUCGUUGGCUUCAAUCUCCGAGGCUUCCUGAUAGACAAAUUCACGGAUUUCCUGGGUGACGAUGGUAUACGUUACAAGUGGAAUCCCUGUACAGCUCUCAAUGUGGAGGGCUCCAACACCUGUGCAGAGGAUGCAGACUCAUCUAUGUGCGAGGAAGAGACCACCGGUACUUGGAAAGUACUUGGUACCUUGCCACCGUCUAACAUCAGCCUGCAUACGGUCAGCUUUGGCGAUGGCCUCACAUUUACACUGCACUAUACGUAUGAGGAUGUGGAGGCAGAUGUGGAGUUCUACUGUCGUGAAGGGGAGACACCGGGGACUAUCAAUGCUGACCCGGAUAAAGAAGUUCCCCGCCGGAGAUAUAGAUUUGUCAUUGAAUCAUCGUACGCCUGCGCCACUGCCAUCACCCCCACCAGACCAACGUCAGCACCCGGCACGUCAAUACCACUCUCCACUGGUACCAUAGUGAUAAUAAGUCUCAUUGGCAUUCUAGUCUUGUACAUACUGGUGGGUAUGACGUACAAAGCUACUGUCAACGGUGCACGUGGUGUUGAGAUGAUACCGAAUAUCGACGUAUGGACAAGGCUACUCUCCACGAUACGGUUUGGAGCAGCGUGGCUAGUGAGCCCCUGUUACAAAGGAAGAGCCAGCAAGGAGCUGAAUUACAGUACCAUUAAGUCAUCGGACCAGCCUCCGGCACCUGGCCAAAGCGAGGUGGCAUCACACACAAACCAGUCAAGUUUUGAAGAAUUUGCCUGAUGCUGAAUGUUUUCGGAUGCUUCACUCUCAAGAGGGACACUGUUAAGAGGCUAAAAGUUCCAUGAUGUGAGUACAGAAUGUUACAAAUUUUUUUUUUUUUUUCUCAAGUUAUUCUCAAGUGAAAGUUCAGCAUAAACAUAGGUUACAAGUUGACAAUUAUGUCAACAAUUGUUUUACAGAAUUUAUCUCACUGCUAUGACAAGAGGUUACAUAAUUUAAAAAAUAUCAAGAAAUGUUUACAUGUUUGGUGCGUGAUUUUUAAAAUCAAUAUGAAGUAUCAAGAUUUGAAUUUAUGGCGUAUCAAGCAAAGGGUGGAGACCGCUGUGUGGAAGUAUUAUUCUAUAGUCAUGCUUUACUUCUUCAGAGCUUUCACAGAACCACUUACGCACAUGCACUUUUGAAGCACUGCAGCUACAAUGACAUGUAUAAUAAAAAAAGGAUUUAAUCGCAUGCAUGUACUUCUCAAAGUACCAUUAUAUUCGCAGGCUUUUCUAUUUCUCUGUGAAGUGGCAUUUUAGACCUCUGCUUUCAAAUCCCAAUUAUGGCAUAGAUUCCACUUUUGAAAAUUAUUUAUUCUUGAUGCGGACACAUACAUCUUACUGGCUGCAGUUAUCUCUAUUCCCCCCAGCUACAUGUGUACUGGUUGGCUACAUGUAGAUGCGAAUCAUCAAUGAGUGCAUGCACAUGCAGUGAAGUGGCUUGUUUUGUUUGCACUCUCGUGAGUGGGUUGCCAAAGGAAAUAUUUUAUCAUAGUAACUUCCAGCGCACACAGCUAGCUGCACUAAGUUCCUGGUUACACCGGAAAAAACUUCAAUCUCUCCGUCUUUCCAAAUGUUUGCCCUACAGGGCAUCAUUACGGGAUAUGGACAUAUUUUAUUGCGUUUAAACAAUGCUCGAA
This is a messenger RNA of Sycon ciliatum, 2162 nucleotides long. RefSeq lists its product as uncharacterized. The transcript is spliced from 8 exons. NCBI's taxonomy places the organism in Eukaryota, Metazoa, Porifera, Calcarea, Leucosolenida, Sycettidae. The record is from RefSeq and is a predicted model, not a curated record. Gene Ontology annotation, cellular component: trans-Golgi network. The coding region runs from base 293 to 1264 and encodes 323 amino acids.